Molecule: messenger RNA, 1675 nt
Organism: Phacochoerus africanus (Common warthog)
Lineage: Eukaryota; Metazoa; Chordata; Mammalia; Artiodactyla; Suidae
Gene: TWIST1
Product: twist family bHLH transcription factor 1
Exons: 2
Coding region: 373-981 (202 amino acids)
Biological process (GO): regulation of transcription by RNA polymerase II; developmental process
Molecular function (GO): RNA polymerase II transcription regulatory region sequence-specific DNA binding; protein dimerization activity; DNA-binding transcription factor activity, RNA polymerase II-specific
Source: RefSeq, a predicted model, not a curated record
ACGGAGGUAUAAGAGCCUCCAAGUUUGCAGCUUUCGCCCAACUCCCAGACACCUCGCGGGCUCGCCGGCACAGGCAGCGUUUCCAGAAGGCCGAGUGGGGUGUGCGUGCGGCCGUUGGGCGCCUUCUUUUUGGACCUCGGGGCCAUCCACACCGUCCCCUCCCCCUCCCGCCUCCCUCCCCGCCUCCCCCGCGCGCCCUCCCUGCGGAGAUCCUCCUCGUCCCUCCUCCCGCUCCCUCCUCCGCGGGCCGCAUCGCCCGGGCCGGCGCCGCGAGCGGGGGAAGCUGGCGGGCUGAGGCGUCCCACUUUCCUCCUCUUCCCCGGGCCGCCCCUCUGCCCCGGGCCUGCGAGGCCGCGCCUUGCCGCCCGAGAGAUGAUGCAGGACGUGUCCAGCUCGCCAGUCUCGCCGGCCGACGACAGCCUGAGCAACAGCGAGGAGGAGCCGGACCGGCAGCAGCCGCCAAGCGGCAAGCGCGGGGGGCGCAAGCGGCGCAGCAGCCGGCGCAGCGCGGGGGGCAGCUCGGGGCCCGGCGGGGCCGCGGGCGGGGGCGUCGGAGGCAGCGAGGAGCCUGGCAGCCCGGCCCAAGGCAAGCGCGGCAAGAAGUCUGCGGGCUGCGGCGGCGGCGGCGGCGGCGCUGGAGGAGGUGGCAGCAGCAGCGGCGGCGGUAGUCCGCAGUCCUACGAGGAGCUGCAGACACAGCGGGUCAUGGCCAACGUGCGGGAGCGCCAGCGCACACAGUCGCUGAAUGAGGCGUUCGCCGCACUGAGGAAGAUCAUCCCCACGCUGCCCUCAGACAAGCUGAGCAAGAUCCAGACCCUCAAGUUGGCGGCCAGGUACAUCGACUUCCUCUACCAGGUCCUACAGAGUGACGAGCUGGACUCCAAGAUGGCCAGUUGCAGCUAUGUGGCCCACGAGCGGCUCAGCUACGCCUUCUCGGUGUGGAGGAUGGAGGGGGCCUGGUCCAUGUCCGCGUCCCACUAGCAGGCGGAGCUCCCCACUCCCUCGGCAGGGCCGGAGACCUAGAUGUCAUUGUUUCCAGAGAAGGAGAAAAUGGACAGUCUAGAGACUCUGGAGCUGGAUAACUAAAAAUAAAUAUAUAUGCCAAAGAUUUUCUUGGAAAUUAGAAGAGCAGAACCCAAUUUCAAAGAAACAGGGCGUGGGGCGCACUUUUAAAAGAGAAAGCGAGACAGGCCCGUGGACAGUGAUUCCCAGACGGGCAGCGGCACCAUCCUCACACCUCUACAUUCUGAUAGAAGUUUGAACAGUUGUCUAUGUUCUUUUUUUUUUUUUUUAAUUUGACGAAGAAUGUUUUUAUUUUUAUUUUCUCAUGCAUGCAUUCUCAAGAGGUCGUGCCAAUCAGCCACUGAAAGGAAAGGCAUCAUUAUGGACUUUCUCCAUUUUAAAAUGGUAACAGAGGAAUUUUAAGAACACCUUUAGAAAUAAAAAUACGGAAUCAAACUGACUUGCAAAAUCAGUCAGUCAAUUCCUUUUUUCGAUUUUCCUCUGAAGGAAAAAAAAACUUAAAAUACAAAAAACAACAUUCUAUUUAUUUAUUGAUGACCCAUGGUAAAAUGCAAAUAGAUCCGGUGUCUAAAUGCAUUCAUAUUUUUAUGAUUGUUUUGUAAAUAUCUUUGUAUAUUAUUUUUCUGCAAUAAAUAAAUAUGAUUGAAAAUUU